AUGGCCUUGGUUACAACUGCUGAAGUUUGUGAUGCAAACCCACAGCUCAUUGUGAGUGGUGAGCUGAGGGCACUCCAGCCAAUUUUCGAGAUAUAUGGUCGGCGCCCUGUUUUCUCUGGACCGAUAGUUACCCUUAAAGUAUUUGAAGACAAUGUUUUAGUUCGUGAGUUUCUUGAGGAGAAAGGUAAUGGCAGAGUUCUGGUUGUUGACGGGGGUGGGAGUUUACGAUGUGCAAUAUUGGGUGGCAAUCCUGUCGUGCAAGCUCAGAACAAUGGAUGGGCAGGUAUAGUAGUCAAUGGCUGUGUAAGGGAUGUUGAUGAAAUAAAUGGUUGUGAUAUUGGGGUCAGAGCUCUUGCUUCCCACCCGGUGAAAGCUAAUAAGAAGGGAAUUGGAGAGAAACAUGUUCCAAUAACCAUUGCUGGGACUAGAAUCUGUGAUGGGGAAUGGCUUUAUGCAGACACUGAUGGCAUUCUGAUUUCAAGAACAGAGUUGUCUGUUUGA
This is a messenger RNA of Ilex paraguariensis (yerba mate), 501 nucleotides long. NCBI's taxonomy places the organism in Eukaryota, Viridiplantae, Streptophyta, Magnoliopsida, Aquifoliales, Aquifoliaceae. The record is from the annotation of a GenBank genome assembly.